Messenger RNA from Cyclopterus lumpus (lumpfish), 861 nucleotides. Its product is annotated as repetitive proline-rich cell wall protein 1-like. The record is from RefSeq and is a predicted model, not a curated record. The transcript has 6 exons. Bases 1 to 861 code for a protein of 286 amino acids. NCBI's taxonomy places the organism in Eukaryota, Metazoa, Chordata, Actinopteri, Perciformes, Cyclopteridae.
AUGCAGGUUUCCCCCCAUGCUGGUUUCCCCCAUGCUGGUUUCCCCCCAUGCAGGUUUCCCCCCAUGCUGGUUUCCCCCAUGCAGGUUUCCCCCAUGCAGGUUUCCCCCCAUGCAGGUUUCCCCCAGGUUUCCCCCCAUGCAGGUUUCCCCCCAUGCAGGUUUCCCCCCAUGCUGGUUUCCCCCAUGCAGGUUUCCCCCCAUGCUGGUUUCCCCCCAUGCAGGUUUCCCCCCAUGCAGGUUUCCCCCAUGCUGGUUUCCCCCAUGCUGGUUUCCCCCCAUGCAGGUUUCCCCACAUGCUGGUUUCCCCCAUGCUGGUUUCCCCACAUGCUGGUUUCCCCCAUGCUGGUUUCCCCCAUGCUGGUUUCCCCACAUGCUGGUUUCCCCCAUGCUGGUUUCCCCCAUGCUGGUUUCCCCCCAUGCUGGUUUCCCCCAUGCUGGUUUCCCCCCAUGCUGGUUUCCCCCAUGCUGGUUUCCCCCAUGCUGGUUUCCCCCAUGCUGGUUUCCCCCCAUGCUGGUUUCCCCCAUGCUGGUUUCCCCCCAUGCUGGUUUCCCCCAUGCUGGUUUCCCCCCAUGCUGGUUUCCCCCAUGCUGGUUUCCCCCAUGCUGGUUUCCCCCAUGCUGGUUUCCCCCAUGCUGGUUUCCCCCAUGCUGGUUUCCCCAGUGAAACCACUCCUCACCCUGAAGCUUCUAUCCCUGAAGCUCCUCGCCCUGAAGCUCCUCACCCUGAAGCUCCUCACCCUGAAGCUUCUAUCCCUGAAGCUCCUCGCCCUGAAGCUCCUCAUCCUGAAGCUCCUCACCCUGAAGCUCCUCAUCCUGAAGCUCCUCACCCUGAAGCUCCUCACCCUGAGCUCCUCACCCUGA